This is a messenger RNA of Cutaneotrichosporon cavernicola, 2697 nucleotides long. RefSeq lists its product as uncharacterized. The record is from RefSeq and is a predicted model, not a curated record. The transcript is spliced from 2 exons. Gene Ontology annotation, biological process: fungal-type cell wall organization; (1->6)-beta-D-glucan biosynthetic process. Gene Ontology annotation, molecular function: glucosidase activity. Gene Ontology annotation, cellular component: endoplasmic reticulum membrane; plasma membrane. Lineage: Eukaryota; Fungi; Basidiomycota; Tremellomycetes; Trichosporonales; Trichosporonaceae. Bases 1 to 2697 code for a protein of 898 amino acids.
AUGGCGCCUUUCUCGCACCAGCAGGCCGCUGGUCCGAGCCGCUACAUCAGCACAUCAAAGGUCUCAAGCUCUCCCCCAACCAACGACAACGUCUCAACUCACGGUCGUGCCUCGUCUCUCACCUCACCCACACUGCUCCGCUCGCGCUUCUCACCCCGUCUCUCCCCGACCGCGUCCGCAGAUGCCAACAACCAGUCCAUCUUCGCUGCGCAACAGGACACGUACCCUUCCCCGGCCAACUCGCAAAACGGCAGGAACCUUCUCGCCGGAUGGGGAAGAAGAAAGAAGCGCGCCGAGAGCGUCCCCGAGGCUAGUGUUAUGACCGAGAAGCCGCUGCCGGCCGUGUCGACUCCCAUUGCUUCGCGCUUCGCUCACAAGGGCUCGGGCAACCAUAAGGCCUACAUUCCUCACUACUCCAAGCAUUCCGAGUCUCCCGAACACGCCAACAACAUUGGCCGUGAGAUGGUUCGCACACGGUCUCAAUCACCGAGCCUUCACAGCAGUCCAGGUGGAGCGGGUUUCAGUGUUCCCCGGUACAAUGCCAGAGGCUACCCCAUCCGCGACCCCAUUCCCGACAUCAAGAUCAUCACACCUCGAACGUCUGGCCAUGAAAGUCCCAAGGACACUUCCAUGCCAUCAACGCCCCAGAGGCCGUACAGUGGCCAGUCGUCUGAAAACGAGGACAACUCGCCCCGGAGACCUCAAUACCCGCCUUCGAGCUUUGUUAACCGCUCGUCUGGCGCCUCGUCCGAGAACUCCCCCCGACCAGGUAGACCCGACUCGGAUGCCAGCGACUACUCGUCGGACCAGGUUCAUAUGCCGUACGGCGCGGGCAUCUCGCCAGGAGUUAGCCUUUACGGCGCCGAUUCUGUGGCCAGCUUACCAACGCAUGAGACCUCGAUGAGCAACGUGCAGCUGGCAGGGAGGGAGCAGAGCUAUGCCGAGUACCUCCGCCAACACCACUACGAGUCCAGCCAGGGAGCGCACAGCAUGUACUACGAGAAGGGCUCGGAAGAAGAUCUGCGAAACUCGGGCUAUGGGCACUUUGGCUUCAAGAGAGAGGGCAAGCGUAUUGUUCUCAACUACGGCCUCGAGAACCCCGGCCUCUACGCCGCCAUGGGUCCAGAAGAUGACGACGACCUCCACAACCCAGCAACGUACCCCACCCACAAGACAGGCUUCUUCGGGUCGCUCUUGACGUUCCGCGGUUUCACAAACGUUGGCUGCCUCGCCCUCAUCACGCUCAUUCUCGUCGUGUUGUUCAUGGGCUAUCCCAUCAUCACCGAGUACACUCAGGGCCAUCAGACGACUAACGGUGCCUUCGGCCUGGGUGGCACCAACGCAACAGGGCAGGUGCCAGUCUUACGACAGCCUAUCGAUCCGGAUACGCCAGUCGAGGCUCAUAGCAAGGUUUCACUGGAAACUGGAGAAACUUGGGACCUCAUCUUCAGCGACGAGUUUAAUCACCCUGGGCGCUCGUUCAACCCUGGUGACGACCCCUACUGGGAGGCAGAGGACCUCCACUACUGGCCCACCAACAAUCUCGAGUGGUACCAGCCCAAGCGACUCACUACGCGCGAUGGCAGCCUCGUGAUCACUCUCACCAAGGAUCAGUAUAAUAGACGCAACUACACCGGCGGCAUGAUGAACACCUGGAAUAAGUUUUGUUUCACGGGCGGUUACAUCGAGGCUGCCGUGUCGCUGCCCGGCAAGUCGAAUGUCCAGGGACUCUGGCCGGCCAUUUGGACCAUGGGUAACCUCGGCCGCGCCGGCUACGGUGGGACGACCGACGGCAUGUGGCCUUACAGUUACGACAGCUGUGAUGUGGGGACGCUCAAGAACCAGUCGAUGCCCGACGGCACGCCGGAGGUGGCGUUCACCCAGGGCGACCCGAGUUACAACAUGACGUUGUCGUACCUCUCGGGCCAGCGUCUCUCCGCGUGCACUUGUCCCGGCGAAAAGAGCCACCCUGGCCCGACGCGCUCGGAUGGCUCGUAUGUCGGACGAGCCGCCCCGGAGAUCGACAUGUUCGAGGCCUCUGUCAGCGACGACAAGAUCGGUGAGGUGUCGUUGUCCGGCCAGUGGGCACCUUUCAACCCCUUCUAUGGAUGGAUCAACCAAACCGACCUCGUGACCGUCUACAACUCGACCCCAUCGCACUUCAACCAGUACCGCGGUAGUAUCUGGCAGCAGGCCACAUCGCUUCUUGCGCAGACCGACCAGGAGUGUUACACGCACGAGAAGGGAUGCUUCGAAGUCUUUGGCGUCGAGUGGAUGCCGAGCGAAGGGGACAAGAACGACGGAUACAUCUCGUGGCUCAGCGACGGCCGCAAAGCUUGGACUUUGCACGAGGGUGCGAUGGCCCCAAACACGCCCGCCGGUAUCGGACAGCGCAUCGUCUCCCGCGAACCGAUGUACAUGAUCGUCAACCUGGGUAUCUCGCCUAACUUUGGCUUCAUCGACUUUGAGGCCCUAGACCUACUCUGGCCCGUCGAGAUGCACGUCGACUACAUCCGCGUGUACCAGGAUCCCAAGAAGAGUAGACUUGGUUGCGACCCUGCCGAUUACCCCACUGCCGACUUUAUCGAAAAUCACAAGGUGGCCUUUACCAAUCCCAACAUCACAACGUUCGGACAGCUGCAGGAGGCCAUGCCCGGUCUCGAGUGGCCCAAGAACAGACUUGUAGACCAGUGCUGA